CAGGUAAAUAGUCUUACGAAUACUUGUCUUUGCUUGCAUGUGAUAUCCAUUUGUUUAAUUUGAUUAGAUUCGAAAGCUACAAAUGUAGAAGUGAAAAUAAUUUUUGCCUACGUUUUUAAUAUUUGUAUUUACUUAACAAAUAUAUGCACAAUACACGAUAUUCAAUAGUAUUGUAGAAGAAGCCAUUCCUCAGAAUAUGAGACGAAGAUCUAUUACAGAUAGUUUAAAUGUAAAAAUCAACAUUCCAGCAGAUGAUUUGAAACCAGAACCACUACACGAGGAUGAGUUUUUUGAAACCCACAGAGAUAGUGCAGAUCAAUUGAACAAACUGGUUGAAGACGAUUCAACUCCAGACCAUAGUCCAACAGGAAGUGAUUUAUUACUAACAAAAGGCACCGAAAAGAUAGACAGAGAAAGUGUUCAUUCAAACAAAAAAUGGAUUAUUAAAUAUGUAAUUCUCCCGUCGAUGAUUUGUGUGAUUCUGUUAAUACUCUUUGUAUAUGUACUUUAUACCAUUAAAACAGAUAGCCAUGUUCAUGAAGGCCACAACCAAUCAAAGAAUAAUAUGACUCAAAGUGAAGAUAUGAACACAGUAUAGAGCAUAAACUAAUGUAUCGUUAUAUGUUGUUACUUGGAAGAAAUGGAAAUGUGUAAUAAUCGUUAUAUCGAAGGAAAAAAGCUGGUUUAUACUGCAGAAAACGAAUACCAGUAUG
Molecule: messenger RNA, 713 nt
Organism: Mytilus trossulus (common blue mussel)
Lineage: Eukaryota; Metazoa; Mollusca; Bivalvia; Mytilida; Mytilidae
Exons: 3
Coding region: 197-598 (133 amino acids)
Source: RefSeq, a predicted model, not a curated record